Molecule: messenger RNA, 2048 nt
Organism: Mobula hypostoma (lesser devil ray)
Lineage: Eukaryota; Metazoa; Chordata; Chondrichthyes; Myliobatiformes; Myliobatidae
Product: zinc finger protein 420-like
Exons: 2
Coding region: 778-2037 (419 amino acids)
Source: RefSeq, a predicted model, not a curated record
GCGGCUUGCAAAGCUCGGACGCAGGUUUGAAAUGGCAGAACACUUGUGUAUGGGAAUCACAAACAUAACAACACAUCGGUUUUGCUGACUCUGUCUGGAUAUUUAAGGAGUGACCAAAUAUUUUCUUUGCAACACCAACACAUCUGCUGUCGACCCUUGGAGAUGAAGAAGUAUCACAUUCCAGCUGGUGAUGUAUUCUGUCUCUGAAAUGAAGUUUUCUGUUUUCACUCUGUGAAACUCACUGGAACCGGGAGCUGAGAACACACCAGCAUUUGUUCACUCGAGAUCAGUUCUUCAACUGCAUUGAUCGUACAAGGGAUUCAAACGUCUGACUUUCUGAACUGCCAGAGAAUUGAUUGUAGUGAGAUAUCAUUCUCCUUCUCUCAGUGUGGGAAGGGAUUCACUCACAGGCUACCCACAGACACACCAGUGAGUUCACCGUGGGGAGAGGCCAUUCACCCGCUCUGUGCGAGGGAGGGGAACCACUCAGUCAUCCAGUCUGAAGAUACAUCAGCAAGUUCACACCAUAGUGAGAUGCUCCACCUGUUCUGCAAGCGGGAAGCCGUUCUGUUAUUGAUGCUAAAGGUACAUCAGAAAAUUCACCAGUGAGAGGACAUUGACCUGCUCAGACAGUGGAAAGGUAUUCACACACUCAACCAUGCCACAGUGACACCAGCGACUUCACACAGGGAGAAGCCAUUCACCUGCUCUGAAUGUGGGAAAGGGUUCUCUCAAUCAUCUCAACUGAAUGAACACCAGCGAGUUCACACUGAGAAGAUGCCAUUCACCUGCUCAGACUGUGGGAAGGGAUUCACUCACUCAUCCAAACUACAGAGACACCAGCGAGUUCACACUGGGGAGAGGCCAUUCACCUGCUCAGACUGUGGGAAAGGAUUCAUUCAGUCAAAUCACCUGCUACAACAUCAGUUAGUUCACACUGUGGAGAGACCAUUCACAUGCUCAGACUGUGGGAAGGGAUUCAUUCAGUGUUCUCAGCUCCUGACACACCAGCGACUUCACACUGGGGAGAGACCAUUCACAUGCUCAGACUGUGGGAAGGGAUUUAUUCAGCGUUCUCAGCUCCUGACACACCAGCGAGUUCACACUGGGGAGAGGCCAUUCACCUGCUCAGACUGUGGGAAGGGAUUCACUCACUCGUCCAACCUACGGAGUCACCAGCGGGUUCACACUGGGGAGAAGCCGUUCACUUGCUCUGACUGUGGGAAAGGAUUCAUUCAUUCAUCUCAGCUCUUGAAACACCAGCAAAUUCACACUGGGGAGAAACCAUUCAUCUGCUCAGAAUGCGGGAAGGGAUUCACCUAUUCCGCGCAACUGAAAGAACAUCAGUUUGUUCACACUGCGGAGAGGCCAUUCACCUGUUCAGACUGUGGGAAAGGAUUCAUUCGGCAUUCUCAUCUACUGACACACCAGUUAAAACACACGGGGGAGAAACCAUUCACCUGCUCUGAAUGUGGGAAGGGAUUCACCCAUUCAGCUCAACUGAAGGAACAUCAGCGACUUCACACUGGGGAGUGGCCAUUCACCUGCUCUGAAUGUGGGAAGGGAUUCACUCGGUCAUCUCGACUGAAGGUGCAUCAGCGAGUCCACACUGGGGAGAGGCCGUUCAUCUGCUCUGAAUGUGGUAAGGGAUUUUCUGUGUCAUCUCAACUGCAGAUACAUCAGAAGUUUCACACUGGGGAGAAGCCAUUCAUCUGCUCUGAAUGUGGGAAUAGCUUCAUUCAGCCAUUUCAACUGAAGAUACAUCAGCGAGUUCACACUUUGGAAAAACCAUUCAGCUGCUCUGAAUGUGGAAAGGGAUUCACUUGGCAAUCUCAACUGAAGGUACAUCAGCGAGUUCACACUGGGGAGAGGCCGUUCACCUGCUCAGACUGUGGGAAGAGUUUCGCUUGGUCAUCUCAACUGAAGGUACAUCAGCGAGUUCACACUGGGGAGAAACCUUACAGCUGUUCUGAAUGUGGGAAGAGAUUCACCCAGUCAUCCAAACUUGUGAGGCACUACCAAAAUCACACUAGGUAGAAACUGUUCAC